AUGCCACCAAGAAAGGGAAAAGCGAAAGAGGAACAGCCGGUAGUCACUCUUGGUCCGCAAGCAAAAGAGGGGGAGUUAAUUUUUGGUGUUGCUCAUAUAUUCGCCUCUUUUAAUGACACCUUCGUCCACGUCACAGAUCUUUCUGGGCGAGAAACUAUUGUCCGCGUGACUGGAGGCAUGAAAGUUAAAGCAGAUCGUGAUGAAGCUUCCCCUUAUGCUGCUAUGCUUGCUGCUCAAGACGUUGCUGAACGUUGUAAAGCUCUUUCGAUCAAUGCAUUACAUAUUAAAUUACGUGCGACUGGAGGGACUAAAACGAAGACGCCAGGUCCAGGAGCACAGUCUGCGUUGCGUGCGUUGGCUCGCUCUGGUAUCAAAAUUGGACGUAUUGAAGACGUAACUCCAAUCCCGUCUGACUCCACUAGGAGGAAGGGCGGCCGUCGUGGUCGUCGUUUGUAA
This is a messenger RNA of Enterobius vermicularis (human pinworm), 456 nucleotides long. The record is from the annotation of a GenBank genome assembly. Lineage: Eukaryota; Metazoa; Nematoda; Chromadorea; Rhabditida; Oxyuridae.